Molecule: messenger RNA, 3363 nt
Organism: Carica papaya (papaya)
Lineage: Eukaryota; Viridiplantae; Streptophyta; Magnoliopsida; Brassicales; Caricaceae
Product: ribonuclease II family protein
Biological process (GO): rRNA catabolic process; nuclear mRNA surveillance of mRNA 3'-end processing
Cellular component (GO): cytoplasmic exosome (RNase complex); nuclear exosome (RNase complex)
Molecular function (GO): 3'-5'-RNA exonuclease activity; RNA binding; endonuclease activity
Source: RefSeq, a predicted model, not a curated record
CAAUGAAGGAAGAAAAAGGUGUUUUACGGCUUCUGUAAUGUCUGUAAUUCGAAGGACAAUAGAGAGAUGAUGGUGAAUCUAGUACUCGAAAGAGGAUGAGCUAGCUACGUAUUUAACAAGAAAUUAUCCUUUGUUAUAAAAAUUAAUCUUCCAAAAGACAUCGUUCGCCUGUUUUAAUUCCGUGCUAGACUACCAGCUCUACAAGGAGGAAACUUGAGGGGAGGUUAUUGAAGGAGAGAUGUUGCAGAGCAAAGUAUUUAACAAGAAAACCAGGGGAGGCAAAAUACAAAAGCAAGUGAGAGAAGUGUAUCUGAGAGACGACAUAUACUGUGGAGCUUCCUGUUGCAAGCAGUGUGAUAAUUCAGCUGCUCGCUUGACUUCUUCUACGAUUCUCGUAGUUGACACUAAUGUCGUUCUUCGCCAGAUUGAUUUGCUGGAGAAUCCAGCAAUCGACGAUGUGGUUGUGCUAUCCAUUGUCCUGGAAGAGGUUAAGAACAAGAACAUGUCAGUUUACAAUAGAAUAAGAGCCCUAUGCAGCAAUUCUAUGAGGAGAUUCUAUGUUUUUGCUAAUCAAUUCCAUAAGGAUACUUAUGUGAAGGCUAUGGAGAGAGAAAGUGCAAAUGAUCGUAAUGAUAGAGCAAUUCGCAUAGCUACACGAUGGUAUCAAACUCAUCUUGGUGAUGCAACACGAGUUUUACUUAUAACAAAUGACAGGGAAAAUAGGACAAAGGCUAUUGAAGAGGGCAUUUCUGCAGAGACAAUUGAGUCCUAUGUUAAAUCUUUGGGUCAACCGGAUUUGCUUGACUUAGUUGUCCGACCUUCAUCUGAGGACAUAAUCAUGGAAGAAGUCGAUGAUCCAAGACCUUUAAAGAGGAAAAUCAUAUACCAAGAGCACAAGCCCAUGUCUGAGAUUACUGCAGGCUUGCAUCGUGGAAUAUAUCACCAAGGAAAACUUCGUGUUAACCGUUACAAUCCAUUUGAAGCAUAUGUUGGGAGUGAGAGCAUUGGUGAAGAAGUAAUUAUUUAUGGUCGUAGUAACAUGAAUAGGGCUUUUGAUGGUGAUAUUGUGGCUGUGGAGCUUUUGCCUCAAGAUCAAUGGCAUGAGGAGAAAAGUCUAUCCAUAGUAGACGAAGGAGAAGAUGAUGAGGACGAUGACGUUCAUCUUAUCCCAACCAGUGCAGAUGAUGCUCCUAGAAUCACAAAUCUAGUACAAGGUGCUGAUAGGGGCAAAAAUAUCACCCUAAGUCGGCCAUCAGGCCGUGUUGUCGGCAUUAUAAGGCGCAACUGGCACUCUUACUGUGGAUCUCUGGAGCCAAUGCCUUUGCCUGCUGGCAGUGGAAGUGUUGCUCAUGCCUUAUUUGUCUCCAAAGACCAUAGAGUUCCUAAAAUUCGGAUUACAACACGACAGCUUGAAAAUCUUUUGGAUAAGAGAAUAAUUGUGGCAGUUGAUUCUUGGGACUGUCAAUCUCGUUACCCUUCUGGUCAUUAUGUUCGAACCAUAGGGGACAUAGGUGAUAGAGAUACCGAAACUGAGGUGGUCUUAAUAGAGAAUGAUAUAAACUCAAGGCCAUUCUCGACUCAAGUUUUGGCAUGCUUGCCACCAUUACCAUGGUCAGUUUCUUCCGCAGACCUGGAAAAUCCUGUUAGGUUGGAUUUACGACAUUUGCGUGUCUUCAGUGUAGAUCCCCCAGGAUGCAAGGAUAUUGAUGAUGCACUGCACUGCACAGCUCUACCAAAUGAAAACUUUGAAGUUGGAGUUCAUAUUGCUGAUGUAACAAAUUUUAUUCACCCUGGAACCCCUCUUGACUAUGAAGCUACACAAAGGGGCACAUCUGUUUACCUUGUUGAUCGCCGUAUUGACAUGCUUCCUAAACCUCUAACUGAAGAUAUAUGUUCACUUCGAGCGGAUGUGGAAAGGCUUGCUUUCUCUGUUAUUUGGGAAAUGACUCCUGAAGCAGAGAUUGUUUCCAUGAGGUACACAAAAAGUGUCAUCAAAUCCUGCGCCGCUUUAUCUUAUGUUGAAGCUCAGGCUAGAAUGGAUGAUAGUCGAUUAACAGAUUCAGUAACCACAGAUUUGAGAAAUAUGAAUGCUUUGGCAAAGAUAAUGAGGCAAAGGCGUAUCGACAGAGGAGCUUUAACCCUCGCCUCUGCUGAAGUCAAAUUUCAAAUUGAUACUGAGACUCAUGAUCCUCUUGAUAUUGGUAUGUAUCAAAUCCGAGAAGCAAACCAAAUGGUCGAGGAGUUUAUGCUCGCAGCUAAUGUUUCAGUUGCUGAAAAAAUCCUCAAUCAUUUUCCUUCUUGUUCGCUGUUGAGACGUCAUCCAACUCCUACCAGAGAGAUGCUUGAACCUUUGUUAUGUACUGCUGCUACUGCUGGAAUUGCCUUGGAUGUCUCAUCAUCAAAAGCACUGGCUGAUUCACUUGAUCGAGCUGUGGGUGAUGAUCCAUAUUUCAAUAAGCUGAUCCGGAUAUUGGCAACUAGGUGCAUGACCCAGGCCGUUUACUUCUGUAGUGGGGAUCUCAGCCCUCCAGAAUUCCACCAUUAUGGGCUUGCAGCACCUCUAUAUACCCAUUUCACUUCCCCUAUUAGAAGAUAUGCAGAUGUCAUUGUACACAGGUUACUUGCGGCAUCCUUAGGUAUAUACAAGCUUCCAACAGUAUUCCAAGACAGACCUCAACUCACUAGCAUUGCUGACAAUUUAAACUAUCGCCAUAGGAAUGCCCAGAUGGCAAGCCGAGCCUCAGUAGAGCUCCACACUCUUAUCUUCUUCAGGAAUCGGCCCACGGAUACAGAGGCAAGAAUAGUGAAGAUAAGAUCCAACGGAUUUAUAGUUUUUGUGCCCAAGUAUGGAAUAGAAGGGCCAGUGUACCUAACAACCAGAAGCGAAAAGGGAGGUGGGGAAUGGUAUGCAGAUGAGAAGCAGCAGAAGAUUGUGAAGAUGGAUGGUAGCACUUCCUACACUGUUCUGCAGACAGUGCAGAUUCACAUGGAGGUUGUGGAGCCUCACCCGAACCGCCCCAAGCUCCAACUCAUGCUUAAGGAAAAACUUGCGUGAUCUUCCUCUGAAAGACGAAGUGAUUACUUGAUCAGGGAGCAAUUGCUGCAAGAAGCUGUAACAUCUAUUUUGGUUGUUGAGACUAGGUUGUAGAAUUGUAGAGGGAUGAACUUUUUUUAUUAUUAUUAUUUUUUCUUUUAGGGAGGUGUUUUUUGAGUGAGAAAAUGUAAUAUUAUUUUCAUUUUCAGUUUACACUGUUCAAACCCAGAACUGGUGUCUAAGAGAGUGAAAUCUUUUAAAGCAUUAGUUAGGAAGAACAGGACUUGGCACAUUAAUUUUUGAAAUGAUCUGUGACAUAAAUAAUCUAA